Anopheles merus is the source of this 1301-nucleotide messenger RNA. RefSeq lists its product as uncharacterized. The transcript has 2 exons. The record is from RefSeq and is a predicted model, not a curated record. The coding region runs from base 318 to 1301 and encodes 327 amino acids. NCBI's taxonomy places the organism in Eukaryota, Metazoa, Arthropoda, Insecta, Diptera, Culicidae.
CCCGCUACCUUAACAUUGAACGUGGUAAACAUCACCAAUAACUACUACCACGUCACGUACCAUUGUCACCGCGAUGCGUGCAUAUAAAACAGCCGAAAGUGCGUGUGGUGGGAGGCACUCCCCAAAAUCGAACCAAACCGACUGCAACAUACCCGCAAGUAGACACCCCGUCAUACGACUCUGCUUCAGUUUGUGCUUGAGCUGCUUUCGAUAGUGGUGUGAGGAUUUGUGGAUCGCUCCGGAGCGAUCAAAUGUGCAGUGUCAGUCAGCUAGAAACGGUGUUAGCAGAGUAGAAAGUGCGUAUAAUCCAUUUAGCCAUGCCUUCAGGAUGCAUCUGCAUAACAGUGAUAACUGUUUUAUCAAUGUUCUCGCUUGUCGUGAGCAAACCAUUCCUUGGCGAUCUUCUGGCACGUGCGAUAGCUUCGUCCUCGACGCCCGACGACCCACAGUCGCACAUAACGGACUUUCGAAUGAUGAUGAAAAUGGACAAGAAGGCAGAUAAACUGCAAUUGAUCGACACAAAAGCGAACAACACUCAGCAAAGUCCAGAGGAGGAGUCACCGAUAACGUUCGCCAACGAGCAAACGACCACGCCAGCAACCACCACUACGCUGUGGCAACGAUGGAACAGAACCGAUCUUUUGGUGCGCAUCAUCGACGACAUAAUCAAACCAGCACAGGAACGCAUCACACUGGUGUUUCAAACCCUCGUGCCCAAGAAUGGCGCCGAAGAGCUGGACAAAGUGAAACAGGUCUCGACGAACGACGACUCCCAGAUAGCAUCGGUGCCAGAACAUCCAUUGAACGCCACCACCGACAAUGAUGACUCCGAUGAGCUCGAUUCGGAUCUUGAGCCACUGCAGCACGACAGUGACCCUGCUUUGUUCGAUCGCGGUGCUAACGGAAGCACGCUUCUGGGACAGUUUCAGGCACGACGGAAGGUUCUGCGACGACGAGUAGCGAAGGCACUGUCGUCCAUUACGGGACUCUUAAUUCUAGCAGCAAACACACGUCGAGAAGGCAACUCGCGCAGUACUCGUUCGAUAACAAUAGCAUCGAACAGCCAUGACUUGUCGGCAAGGGAAAAACGUGCGCUUGCCGAGCUACCACCCAAUGUGGUGGACCCGUACGCCGAUUAUACCGAAGCGCUGCUUGCGGAAGACUCUGAUGCUGAUACGGAACCGCGGCGCAAUAUGGAAACGGUCGGUAUAUUUCUGCUGGAGGUGCUCGGAUCGUUCGCUGGCUUUUCCUGGGGCAUCUUUAAAACGGCUCAGUCGUUCUUUUCGUACGCCAUAAGCUAA